AUGUUCGCGAUACAGCCGGACCAGCAGUAUCCGGUAAAGCUUGACCAAAACGACAUCGCCGACAUUCAACGUUUGUACGGUGAAAAAAGUACGAACGAGUUCCCGCGUCGGACGCCGGCGCCGCCGCCGCCGCCGCCAUCGCCGGACCUGUGCAGCCUCGAUCGCGUGAACGGGAUAUUGAUUUUGGAAAACCAAAUGUACAUCUCGUACAAGCGUUACGUUUGGUCGAUCAAUCUGGACGGUAGGACGUACAACGGACCUUUAGCCUUUCGAAUCACAUGA
This is a messenger RNA of Temnothorax curvispinosus, 282 nucleotides long. Its product is annotated as matrix metalloproteinase-19-like. The transcript has a single exon. The record is from RefSeq and is a predicted model, not a curated record. Bases 1 to 282 code for a protein of 93 amino acids. Lineage: Eukaryota; Metazoa; Arthropoda; Insecta; Hymenoptera; Formicidae.